Globicephala melas (long-finned pilot whale) is the source of this 1338-nucleotide messenger RNA. It is a transcript of the gene KLK5, whose product is annotated as kallikrein related peptidase 5. Gene Ontology annotation, biological process: positive regulation of antibacterial peptide production; extracellular matrix disassembly; amelogenesis. Lineage: Eukaryota; Metazoa; Chordata; Mammalia; Artiodactyla; Delphinidae. Gene Ontology annotation, molecular function: serine-type endopeptidase activity. Gene Ontology annotation, cellular component: secretory granule. The record is from RefSeq and is a predicted model, not a curated record.
CAUCCCGGGGCCAGGGAGGUGCAAUGACCUUGGCUACAGCUGGACCCCUGGGCGCGGAUGGUCGGUGCACUGAUCACAGCACUGAUUCCGGGGGUGACAGAGCCUGUUCUCGCAAAUGAUGUUGCUUCCUGCGACAACUCCUCUGCCGUCGGGCCCUCCGGGAGCACCCAGGACCUCGGACCUGGGGCCGGGGAGAACACCCGGGCGUCUGACGGCACCAGCAGCCGCCUCGUGAAUGGGACCGACUGCGAGAGGCCCAGCCAGCCGUGGCAGGGUGCGCUGUUGCUGGGACCCAACAAGCUGUGCUGCGGGGCCGUGUUGGUGGACUCGCAGUGUCUGCUCACGGCUGCCCACUUCCGAAAGCAAGUUUUCAGAAUCCGUCUUGGCCACCAUUCCCUGUCACCCAUCUAUGAAUCCAGGCAGCAGCUGUUUCAGGGGAUCAAAUCCAUCCCCCACCCUGGCUCUUCCCACCCUGGCCACUCCAAUGACCUGACGCUCAUCAAACUGAACAAAAGAAUCUGUGGGGCUCAACACGUCAGGCCAUACGCCUCCCAUUGUCCAUCCGCUGGGACCAGCUGCUUGGCGUCUGGCUGGGAAACGACCAGCAGUCCCCAGGGGGAGUGUCCAGGUCUCUUCCGCUGCCCACCUGUGUCUGCCUUCUCCUCCUCUCUGUCUCUGAGCACUCUGCCCCUUCCCAUCGUCCUCCACCACUCCCUGUGGCCCUUCCCCAAAGUCCUCCAGUGCUUGGACAUCACCGUGCUAAGUGAGGACAGGUGCAAGACGGCCUAUCCAAAUCAGAUAGAUGACACCAUGUUCUGUGCUGGUGACCAGGCCGGCAGAGACUCCUGCAAGGGUGAUUCCGGAGGCCCCGUGGCCUGCAGUGGUUCCCUCCAGGGCCUUGUGUCCUGGGGAGACUUUCCCUGCGCCCAGCCCAGCAGACCCGGCGUCUGCACCAACCUCUGCCGGUUCUCCAAGUGGAUCCAGGACACUUAUCCAGUCUAAUGCAUGAGUCGUCCUAGGACCCGGCUUUCUGGCCUCCCUCGCCCCCUGCAGGGACCCCAACGCUCCUUCCAGACACCACCUCCUUCCCCAAAAUGUUGAGGUGGUUCAUCUCUCCAGUGCCCCGCCCCCAGUCUCCUGGAAUCGAGGUCCCCCUUCCCGGACAGUGGAUGGACAGGUCCUUCUGGUCGGAUCCUGAAGAGAGUUCCCAUGAUGACCGGGGCGAGAGUUGCACUGCACCUCUGUCUCCCCAGUGCUUCCUUCCUCAGGUCCAGAGUCCACCUUCUCUGCAGCUGUGACCCAAAUCUGGUCCCAGAAAUAAAACGUCUGAGGAGUGGG